Molecule: messenger RNA, 2922 nt
Organism: Elgaria multicarinata webbii
Lineage: Eukaryota; Metazoa; Chordata; Lepidosauria; Squamata; Anguidae
Gene: EPB41L4A
Product: erythrocyte membrane protein band 4.1 like 4A
Exons: 22
Coding region: 235-2247 (670 amino acids)
Cellular component (GO): cytoskeleton
Source: RefSeq, a predicted model, not a curated record
AGGAUUUUCUCUUUAGUGUUCCGCUGGUCCACCUUAUGAACAACUGCAAUCUCAACUUCACAGGGGAGAAGAAGAAGUUGCUUUUUUCUGCGUUUUCGAUCUGGCUUGCAGAGCCAAAUAAUUUAUUGCUCUCCAAGACUGAGUUACUGUGCUUCCUCCCUUUUUCGAGGGCUUGGAGUUGCCUUCAUCUCUCAUUGUCAUUUGCCCUCUUGACAUCAAAGCACUCAAACAGCCAUGGGCUGUUUCUGUGCAGUCCCGGAGGAAUUUUAUUGUGAAGUUCUGCUUCUGGAUGAAUCCAAAUUGACCUUAACCACCCAGCAGCAGGGAAUAAAGAAGUCAACGAAAGGGUCGGUUGUCCUAGGCUACGUAUUCCGGCAUUUAAACCUUGUGGAGAUAGAUUACUUUGGACUGCGUUACUGUGACAGAAGUCACCAGACGUACUGGCUGGAUCCUGCAAAGACGCUUGCAGAACAUAAGGAACUCAUAAACACUGGUCCACCUUAUACACUUUACUUUGGUGUUAAAUUCUAUGCAGAAGAUCCAUGCAGAUUAAAAGAAGAAAUCACCAGGUAUCAAUUUUUCUUGCAGGUGAAGCAGGAUGUCUUGCAAGGGCGCUUGCCUUGUCCUAUCAACAUUGCUGCUCAGCUGGGAGCUUAUGCAGUACAGUCUGAACUUGGAGACUAUGACCCAUAUAAGCACAUGGCAGGUUACGUUUCAGAAUACCGCUUUGUUCCAGAUCAGAAGGAAGAACUAGAAGAAGCCAUAGAACGGAUACACAAAACUUUGAUGAGCCAAGUUCCAGCUGAGGCAGAAUUGAACUACCUAGGAGUGGCAAAGACACUUGAAAUGUAUGGAGUUGAUCUUCAUCCUGUCUAUGGUGAAAACAAAUCUGAAUAUUUUGUAGGGUUAACCCCUGUAGGAGUGGUUGUCUAUAAAAAUAAAAAGCAAGUAGGAAAGUAUUUUUGGCCUAGAAUUACGAAGGUCCACUUCAAGGAAACUCAGUUUGAACUCAGAGUUUUGGGGAAAGAUUGUAAUGAAACAUCCUUCUUUUUUGAAGCACAUAGCAAAACCGCAUGCAAACAUUUGUGGAAAUGCUGUGUAGAUCAGCACACGUUCUUCAGAAUGCCAGAAAAUGAGUCCAAUUCUCUAUCAAGAAAACUUGGCAAGCUUGGAUCUCUUGGCUAUAAGCAUCGGUUUAGUGGGAGGACAGCUUUGCAAAUGAACAGAGAUCUUUCUGUCCAGCUGCCUCGACCUGACCAAACAGUUGAAAGAAGUCGUAGUAAGACAUAUCCAAAAAGAACAUCAAAAACACAGCCGAUUGGAUCACAUUGUACAAACCAGGUUAUUACACACAAAGAAACUGGAGAAAACGAAGGAACUACUAAAAUUAUUGCUCCCUCACCAAUAAAAAGUUUCAAGAAAUCAAGAAAUGAAAGCAGUCCAGAAAACCAAAGAAGUAAAACUGGUGCACCAUGGGAAGAAAACGGCCCACAGAGUGGGCUUUACAAUUCUCCCAGCGACCGCAACAGAUCACCAAAGUUUUCUUAUUCACGACGACGUCAUCCUUCAGGUGGGAGUGAAAAUGAACCUGGGCAGCCACUUAGAAGAAGGUCCCGAUCCCGUUGUAAUACCAGCAGUGGUAGUGAAUCAGAAAAUUCUAACAGGGAACAUCGGAAGAAGAGACACAGGUUACGGCAGGAGAAUGACAUGGUUGAUUCAGCUCCUCAGUGGGAAGCAGUGCUGAGGCGACAAAAGGAGAAAAACCAAUCCGAGUCCAACCACCGGCGAUCCAGGCACAGAUCUCGAUCGAGAAGUCCAGAUGUGCAAGCAAAGGAAGAAUUAUGGAAACACAUUCAAAAGGAACUUGUGGAUCCAUCUGGCCUCUCUGAGGAGCAAUUAAGAGAGAUUCCAUAUACUAAAAUAGAGACUCAAGGUGACCCUGUUCGCAUUAGACACUCCCAUUCCCCUCGAAGCUAUCGCCAGUAUCGACGGUCGCAGUGCUCUGAUGGGGAGAGAUCCGUUCUAUCAGAAGUGAACUCAAAAACAGACCUUGUGCCUCCAUUACCUGUAACCCGCUCCUCAGAUGCUCAGUGCCCCACCAUCGCAGUAUCCCAGCAGAGGCGAAAUGGAUCUAAGGACAGCCUGAUAGAAGAAAAGUCACAGGCAUCCAUCAGCAGCCUGGAUGGAAAGCACAGCGCUAAGACAAUAAAAAUCGUACAAGCAUCACGGUUUAAGAUAGACACUUGACUCCUAUAACAGAAGACUGCAAGUGAUUGCUGCUUCCUAAAUGAAUUUACAAAUGGUACAGGCGUCCAAAUGCAAUUGCCAGAAAGACUUAUUUUCUUGGCCUAAAGAAAAGCCAAGACUUAAGUAUAAAAUGAUCUUGCUUAAGAACACUUUGAAGCCCAGCCUGACUGCUCUGGAAGUCACACUGAUAAGACCGGUAUUUUGAACAAAAAUAAAGGCAGCUGCUGACUUAUGGAACAAAGACUUUAUUAAAACACAAGCCAGCUACUCCAGUUCUAGAACCAAUUACAGCUGAUUGUAAUAAUGGACACAGUGCCCUGGGUGACUCUGAGAUUUGAUUCCAAGAGUGGAAUUAUCAGUAAAGGUGCACAAGGGUCAAUGCAUUUGCCAAAUGUGCAAUAGCAAAUGUUCUUUACUAUGAGGGCUGCAAUCCAUAUGCCUUUACUUGCCUAGCAAUUACAUACUCCGUUCUUGUUCAUAACAGUGUUGAAUCUCUUAUUAGAACUUGACAGAUCACCUUUAUGCAAUGAAUUUAUCAUACAGAUUACUUGGUUAUGCAAAACCAGAUUUCCUUUCACGACUUUAUACAUGGUCUUCUAAUUUAGUACUGUUCCACUAAAAUGGAAGCUUUUCUUAUAAUUCAUGAUAUCAUUGCCAAAGUUGUUGGGACAUUUA